This is a messenger RNA of Rosa rugosa (rugosa rose), 844 nucleotides long. RefSeq lists its product as uncharacterized. Bases 340 to 666 code for a protein of 108 amino acids. The transcript is spliced from 4 exons. NCBI's taxonomy places the organism in Eukaryota, Viridiplantae, Streptophyta, Magnoliopsida, Rosales, Rosaceae. The record is from RefSeq and is a predicted model, not a curated record.
CUUUGGUCAAUUAGAGAGAUGCAGCUAAAAGAGUCUGAAACAGCUGGCAGAUUUAAUGGAGAGCUGCAUUUUUGUUUUGCCCACCAGGUGUUUGUGAAAAUGCCUUAGAGAAGCUGCUAGACUUUAGCCUUUGUGAACCAUAUGUUUAUGUUUAUCAUUCUCUCAGACUCUCAGUGUUACUGCUGCUGCUGGAAUAACGUCAUAAAAUGCACUCUGUGUCUGCUUCAAAUCAUUUUGCUUGAUAUUCUUUCCUCGUGAUUUCAGGUUCAUGCCAUAUUGAAGCAGUAUCCCACUUUAAGAGUGGUAGUUGGGAAUGCAGCCUUUGAAUCGCUGGAUAGGAUGAAAGAAGAGAGCAAGAAAGCACAAGUGAGGUCUAUGUAUUCAGGUCUGAUCCUACAGAAAAGAUGGUGUAGAGGGUCUGAAACCAAAUGCAAGAGGGCCUGGUCUUGUCACUUUUGGGGUGCUCUACUGGACUUGAAAGAAUGUAUAAUUCACGGAAUAGGAACUAUGGUGGCAAGGUAUGGAAUACUUCCCCAGAUGAGCAAAACCGCCUCAAAGCUCAAGUCUUUAACAACCCAUGUACUCCAUUUUCAAAAAGCAAGCUUCUUUACUGCAACAGUUGCAGAUCGUGAAGAAGAAUCACAAAACCCAAAGAGACCCAAGUAGAUGAUACAUUUUCAUGCAUCAUAUAUGUGCCAUGUUUUGGAACAAUAUAAAUACACACUUUUGAUGUCCCAAGUAGAUGGGCAUGUGCUAGAAUGCUUUUAUAGUUUAAAUGUUGGCUUGAAUGAUUGGGAAAUGCACCUCUUUUGCUUUUGAAGUUUAAAACAUUGGUUAGAUUACU